Yarrowia lipolytica CLIB122 is the source of this 591-nucleotide messenger RNA. RefSeq lists its product as uncharacterized. NCBI's taxonomy places the organism in Eukaryota, Fungi, Ascomycota, Dipodascomycetes, Dipodascales. Gene Ontology annotation, molecular function: protein binding. The record is from RefSeq and is a predicted model, not a curated record.
AUGAACAUCUGGGUAGCAGCAUCGGACGGCCAGCUGGACGUGGUCAAGAACUUCAUCGAGAACGACGGCCUGUCGCCAAACGCCAAAGACGAAAACGGAUACACCCCCGUGCACGCAGCAGCCUCGUACGGCCACAUGGAUCUGCUCCGGUACUUGAUAGACAAGGGGGGCGACAUCAACGUGACCGACGAGGACGGCGAUACCGCUCUGCACACGGUCGAGGAGCUGGAGGUUGCCAAGAAGCUGGUGGAAGAGUUCAAGGCCGACUUCAAGGCCAAGAACUCGGACGGCCAGACGCCGUUUGAGAAACUGCAGGAAGAAGACGAGUUCCCGGAGUUGAUACACUACCUUGCUGGUCUGCAGGGCAUUGUUCUGGACACUCCCACGGCUGUUUCCGACGACAAAGAGAUGCCCGACGUCAAGUACUCGUUUGAAAACGAGGCCGACACCGAGGCCGAUCCCGAGAAGAAGAAGCAGAUCGAGGAGAUCAUGAAGAGCGACAACCCCGAGGCCGGUCUGCAGGAAUUUCUGCGAAACGCCAUCAAUGAGCAGCAGGCUGAGCAUGGAGAGGAGAAGCGACGGAAGGAGUAA